Molecule: messenger RNA, 489 nt
Organism: Caenorhabditis remanei
Lineage: Eukaryota; Metazoa; Nematoda; Chromadorea; Rhabditida; Rhabditidae
Exons: 5
Coding region: 1-489 (162 amino acids)
Biological process (GO): sensory perception of chemical stimulus
Cellular component (GO): membrane
Molecular function (GO): transmembrane signaling receptor activity
Source: RefSeq, a predicted model, not a curated record
AUGGCUGAUAACUCAUCGAUUCCUGAUACAUGUAUUACGGCUCAUUCGUUGACAUAUCAUCCAAUUUAUCGAAUUUCUCAAAUUUAUCAACUAAUAGUUUUGGGACUUUCCGUGAUCCCAUUGGUCUAUUUCAUAUUCUGGAAAGUACUCAAAUCCAGUUUCCACGGGAAUUUAAAAAUUGUUCUCGAUGUAUUUUUGAUGCUUCUUGUUUACAAAGACUCUGAUCAAGUAGAAGGUUCAAUUUCGUUUGUAUUCAUUCCAGUAUCAGCUGCUCCAAAGAUGUAUCUAUUCUUCGUCAUGAUGUUAAUAUUGAACUUUUUAAACUUUAUUCUCAUUUUCCUAUUAAUCCAAAAAAACGGAACACUUAUGAAAUCAAAUUCCACGUUGACAGCUAGAUAUCAACUAGAAGAAGUAUAUUUGUCCACUAAAUUUGCAAUUUCAGUUGUGUUCGUUCACGUGGUUUUCUAUGGGAUCUAUGAGGAGCAUUAA